AUGGAUCUACCACUUCAUGAAGCAUGUAUGACGAAUAACCUGCGUAAGGCUCAAGAAGCAGUUAGUGUAUCCCCUCAAGAGCCUUACAAAAGGGAUGCUGACGGCAGAGUACCACUACACUGGGCAGUUUCAUUUCAAUAUGGAGAAAUAGUAUCAUUUCUACUAUCUAUGAUGCAAGAUAUGGAUAUAAAUGAACUGAAAGAUGAAUCAGGAUGGACGCCGUUCCACAUAGCAUGUGCAGUGGGUAAUCUUGAUAUCGUCAAGCAACUAUAUGCAUUGCACACAAAGCCAGACUUAAAUAUGCCUACGAAUCAAGGGAUUACUGCGUUGCAUCUAGCUGUUAGUAAGAAGCACGCAAGGAUUUGUGAAUUUUUGCUCAAUAACGGUGCAUCCGUCAGGGUUAAGGAUAAAAGAUCACAACUACCGCUGCACCGUGCAGCUGCCAUUGGAUCCAUGGGGAUGGUUGACAUGCUAUGUCGAGCGGGUAGUCCACUCAAUAGGAAUGAUGGCGAAGGUUGGACUCCAUUAUUCCAUGCCUUGGCAGAAGGUAAUGGUGAUGUUGCCGUUUUGUUGGUUAAACAUGGCGCUGAUCCUGAUUUGGAGACGACUGAUGGAUCCAAGGCGGUGGAUUUCGCAGUCAACGACCAGGUAAAACAAUAUUUUCUACGUAAUAUCUCAUAG
Molecule: messenger RNA, 681 nt
Organism: Zygosaccharomyces rouxii
Lineage: Eukaryota; Fungi; Ascomycota; Saccharomycetes; Saccharomycetales; Saccharomycetaceae
Gene: NAS6
Product: Nas6p
Exons: 1
Coding region: 1-681 (226 amino acids)
Molecular function (GO): protein binding
Source: RefSeq, a predicted model, not a curated record